GAUAUCAAACCAGUGUAAAAAAAACACUCGCACACACCAUAAGUUUGAGAAUCAGGUGCAUAUUUCUCUUGUUUAGGCUUUGAAUAAGGAGAAUCUUUACUCAUUUAUCCAUUCCUAUAUAUAUACUUGACUAAUACCUCUUCUUUUUAACUCAACAAACAUUAUAUAUAUGUUUUGUCAUCAAAAAAAUAUUAUCAAAAUAUGGAUUCGUCAAAGCAAAUGUUUCCAAAUUUCUAGAGAGCUAUCAGUGGGACAUUCUUCAAGAAUUCAUUAUUAUAGAAGAGGUGAAGGGGUUCCAUUUGAAUGGGAAAAGCAGCCUGGAACCCCUAAAAUUAAUCCAACAAAAGAAGAUGCCAAUAUACCACUUAGCCCUCCACCUUCAUUUCAAAGCAUAGGGCUUACUAAACCUUGUUUUGAUGAUCAUGAAUCAAAAAAUUUCAAGGUUUGGAUUACAAACAGGAUGAAGAAAUUGCAUUCAUCAAAACAAUUUGCGAAAUCGCACGAUGGAGAUAAAGAGUUUAACAACUCUAGUUCAUCUUCAUUUGAUUCAAACACUAAAGAGAGGGACAAAUCUUCAAGGGAUUUAAUGGAGGAUUCAUAUUGUUGCAAUCUCACAUCAAUGGAUAAAGAGGAGGGCUACAGAAAAAUGAACAAGAGAGAAGAAAUUGGUGAAAGAUUAUUUGUUGAGAGAAUAGUUUCAAGAAUGUCAUCAGUAGACCAAUCUUACUAUAGAAGCACAGUAGAAGGAAUUCCCUUUAAAUGGGAAAUGCAACCAGGCACUCCUAUGGCUAUACAUACACCACAAAAUGAAGUCAUUCCACCACCUAGCCCUCCGCCAAUGAUACAAAGUUUAGCAUUCCCUAAACCUUGUAUUCCUCAUCAUGAUCAUCAACACAAUAAACCUUCUAAUACUUGGGAGAAAAUCAAGAAAAUGAUCAAAAGUAGUCAUCAAGAUUCAGUUCUAUCUUCUUCCAUCUCAAAAAGGAAAGUGUUACCCUUGUCUAAAUUUACAAAAGAUGUCUUGGGGAGGAAAUUUUGUUUCAAUCCUUGGAAGAUUAAAGCAAAUCUUGCGUCUUCAAGACGCAUAUGAGUUACAUUAUAAAUAUAUAUAAACCACCAAUAGUAUGAAUGAGACAGGAACAAUAGUAUGAACCAUGAAAGGUUAUAUAUUUAAUACAUGUAAGUUGAAUUUGAGUAUUGUUUCAUCGAUAUUUAUUAUAUACUUCUUGUGAAAUUUAGCAAUCUCCUUCAUUGUGUUUAUCAUUGUAUAUAGAUAUUCGU
This is a messenger RNA of Solanum lycopersicum (tomato), 1281 nucleotides long. RefSeq lists its product as uncharacterized. Lineage: Eukaryota; Viridiplantae; Streptophyta; Magnoliopsida; Solanales; Solanaceae. The record is from RefSeq and is a predicted model, not a curated record.